AUGGCCGUACAACUUCUUACCCAAGCCGACGGCUAUGGCAUCAUCGUGGGAUUAUCAAUCCUCUUCUGUCUCAUCAUCCUCGCAGCUGUUCGCAUCCAAAAAAGAUAUCUCUCAGAAGAUAGCGAUCAAUCCGAAAUGUUCAUGGUAGCAAAUCGUUCUGUCGGCACCGGACUUACUGCAUCCGCCGUAUUCUCAAGCUGGAUGUGGAUCAACGAGAGUGUUUUCUCAGCAGCCUACACGUACAAAUGGGGAAUCGCCCUUCCCAUCUGGUGGGCCAGCGGUCUCUCCUUCCAAAUUGCACUCAUGGCUGUGCUGGGUAUUGUAGCAAAAUUGAGGGUUCCAUAUGCGCAUACUUCGCUUGAAUUUAUUCGGAUGAGAUAUGGAAAUUACGCGCAUUGGAUUUUUAUUGUGCUGAAUCUUAUUAAUAAUAUUUUUGGCUGUGGGAGUAUGAUUCUGGCGGGUGCGCAGUUGGUUACCGGGAUGACGGGGAUGCACGUUGUCGCGGCUUGUGUGUUGAUUCCGGCUGGUGUCGUCAUUUACACGGCUGUGGGAGGGUUGAAAGCGACGUUUUUGACAGAUUUUCUCCAUACUACUGUUGCUCUGAUACUCUUGAUCUACUUCUCGCUUGCGGUUCUGAGCAAUGAGCAUAUUGGGGGUGUAUCAGGUCUCUAUGAAAAAGUCAAGGCUACAGACGACUACAUUCCCGGCAACUAUGAAGGUUCACUCCUGACAAUGAAGUCCAAGAGCGCCGUCUUAUUUGGUCUCGUCCUAAAAUUCGGAAACCUUGCUCUUGUCCUCAUGGACACCGCAUUCUGGCAAAAAUCCUUCGCUUCCGAAGUCCAUUCGACAGUCCCAGCAUACGAUCUUGUCUCAAUCGUCAUCAUCGCAAUUCCAUGGUGCACAGGAACUAUUAUCGGUCUUAGUGCCCGCGCAAUCGAAAAAACUCCCAUCUGGUUCGACUAUCCCAACACUCUCACCACCACCCAAGUAAAUUCGGGAAUGGUAAUGCCAUACGUCCUUCGUUCUUUAUUAGGUAAAGGCGCAACCACAGGUCUACUAGUUCUUGUAUUCAUGGCCAUCACAAGUACAGUUUCUUCAUCCAUGAUCGCAGUUAGCAGUAUUAUCUCUCUCGAUUUCUUCCGCACCUAUAUCAAUCCCGCAGCCUCAGAUCGCAAAACCCUCAAAGUCAGUCAUUGGGGUGUCGUAUUCCAUGGAUGUUUCAUGGCUGGUUUUGCAAUCAUGCUCGAAUAUGCAGGAGCGACAAAUAACUGGUCAACGUAUUUCCGUCCCAUCAUCGCUUGUCCGGGGAUCCUCCCCAUGAUCUUCACGCUUCUUUGGUCGCGACAAACAAAGCUGGCAGCUAUACUAGCACCGAUUUUGGGUUUGAUGUCGGGUGUAGCUACCUGGCUCAGUCUCUCGUGGUAUUGGUCUGGCGCCUUGAAUAUCCAAACGACGCAGGUGCAGAUCCCAGGGUUGUAUGGAGCUAUCGUUUCAUUUUUCUCACCGGGUAUAUACUCGAUUCCAAGCAAACAGCUCAUUGACAUCUACACCCCCAGUAUUGAAGUUGUCAACCAAGUUACUCACGCGGGAGAUGAAUCGAAGAAAGAAUCCUACACCACCAGUGGAGAUGAGGCCGGUCCUCCCUCUCCCCCUUCUAUAACACCAAACUCCCAACUUCCCCUCGAUGAUGUGGUUCACCCGUUCGGAGACGAAGUAAUAAAACACAUUAACAAGUGGCUGAAAAUAGCCAGUGUAUUUUUUGUGGUUAAUGUAUUGGUUACGAUUGUUUUGUGGCCGAUACCACUUUACCGCGAUUGGAUCUUUACGAAGAGUUUCUUUAGCGGAUGGGUUGUGAUGGCGAUUGUGUGGCAUUUCUUUGCUAUUUUGGCGGUGGUUGUUUAUCCAGUUUGGGAUGGGAGGAUUGAGAUUGUGAGGGUGGUAAAGGGGAUGAAGGGUGAGUGGGAAAGAUAG
Messenger RNA from Botrytis fragariae, 1971 nucleotides. RefSeq names its product putative sodium solute symporter protein. The record is from RefSeq and is a predicted model, not a curated record. Gene Ontology annotation, molecular function: urea transmembrane transporter activity. The transcript is spliced from 5 exons. Gene Ontology annotation, cellular component: plasma membrane. Bases 1 to 1971 code for a protein of 656 amino acids. Gene Ontology annotation, biological process: urea transmembrane transport. Lineage: Eukaryota; Fungi; Ascomycota; Leotiomycetes; Helotiales; Sclerotiniaceae.